CAUGCCUGUCAUCCAAUCCUUGCUCUCUUCAUCACAUUUCAGUGACCCUGAAGACCUCAGCUUUAACAAACGUGACACUAAGAAGAUGAUGUGAGGGAUUGAACAUGGGCACCCAACUACAUGCUGUGACCAAGGCAGAGAUCCCCGACCAUGUUCUUUACACCGUAGGAACAUGUGUGCUCAUUAUUGGCUCCAUUGGCAUCAUCGGAAACCUCCUCAUUCUCUACGCAUUUUACAGCAACAAGAAGCUGAGGACACCCCAAAACUACUUUAUAAUGAAUUUGGCUGUGAGCGACUUCUUGAUGUCAGCUUCUCAGGCACCCAUGUGCUUUGUCAACAGCUUGCACAGAAAGUGGAUACUUGGAGAUAUAGGCUGUAACUUGUAUGCUUUCUGUGGAGCACUGUUCGGAAUAACCUCAAUGAUGACUUUAUUAGCAAUCUCUGUCGACCGCUACCUUGUGAUCACUAAGCCCCUGCGAUCCAUCCAGUGGACUUCAAAGAAACGCACCAUGCAGAUCAUUGCCAUCGUGUGGCUGUACUCACUGGGAUGGAGUGUAGCUCCACUCUUUGGAUGGAGUUCCUAUGUGCCUGAGGGCUUGAUGAUAUCCUGUACAUGGGACUACGUAACCUACUCCCCUGGAAACAGAAGCUACACCAUGAUUUUAUGUUGCUGCGUGUUUUUUAUUCCCCUGAUAAUAAUAUUCCAUUGUUAUUUAUUUAUGUUCCUGGCCAUAAGACGUACAGGCAGAGAUGUUGAAAAGCUGGGGUCCUGCAGUCGGAAAUCCUACCUCUCUCAGUCCAUGAAGAACGAAUGGAAACUGGCAAAAAUUGCUUUUGUAGUCAUCAUUGUAUUUGUCUUGUCAUGGUCUCCGUAUGCUUGUGUCACCUUGAUUGCCUGGGCAGGUCAAGGCAACACCCUAUCACCAUAUUCCAAAUCUGUGCCAGCAGUUAUUGCCAAAGCUUCUGCAAUCUACAACCCCAUCAUAUACGCAAUAAUUCACCCAAGAUACAGAAAAACCAUCCACAAUGCUGUUCCCUGCUUGAGGUUCCUAAUACGAAUAUCGAAGAAUGACCUCCUGAGAGGCUCUGUAAAUGAGUCAUCAUUCAGGACCUCUCUCUCCAGCCAUCAGUCUCUUACUGGCAGAACAAAGAGCACUUGUGUUUCAUCGGUUUCCACUGCAGAAGCUACCACUGAUUACACAAUGGUGCAUGACAGUAUCAACUGUGAUGAUUUCAUAAACUGCAAAAUACCCAGAUUGUCCUUGCAGUAUGAGACCUGGAGUGAGGUAGAGCUUGACCCUGUAGAGCCAGCUCAUAAGAAACUGCAGCCUCAACGAAGCCAUUCUUUCUCAACAAGUCUGAGACAGAAGAGAGACCUAUUUCCAAAGACUUGCAGCUUCAAUGUAUCAACUGCAGAAAAGGUUCUGCUCUCCUCCAGCUGUUUGGAGAAGGUCCUUGGGCAGCCAGUCCUAUACAGUCCCCCUGCAACACUUGUGACCAGCUCCUUAAGAGCAGCUUCUCUGCCUGUUGAUCUGAAUAGCGGCAGUGUCAGCAGAGGAGGAGACUCGGGUAUUUCACAGAUGACAGCUCAAGAAAAUGAAGUUAAUGGAGUCCUAGGCUCUAUCAUUAGCAACACAGUCCCUCGCAUCAUCAUCAUUCCUACCUCAGAGACCAACCUAUUUCAAGAGGAGCUGGAAGAGGAAGAGACUGAAUUAUUCCACUUUCAUGACAAAAAGAGCAAUCUCCUGGACUUGGAAGGGCUUAGCUCAUCCAUGGAGUUCCUUGAAGCUGUUGAGAAAUUUCUAUCAUAA
This is a messenger RNA of Colius striatus (speckled mousebird), 1811 nucleotides long. RefSeq names its product melanopsin. Gene Ontology annotation, biological process: G protein-coupled receptor signaling pathway; visual perception. The transcript has 11 exons. Gene Ontology annotation, cellular component: membrane. The record is from RefSeq and is a predicted model, not a curated record. NCBI's taxonomy places the organism in Eukaryota, Metazoa, Chordata, Aves, Coliiformes, Coliidae. The coding region runs from base 105 to 1811 and encodes 568 amino acids. Gene Ontology annotation, molecular function: G protein-coupled receptor activity.